AUGCGGUCAAUACUUGGUCUCGUGGCCCUGGGCCUGUCCGUCUGGACGGCGCGGGCGCUCGAGGUCGGCAUGGAUGAGACUGAUGCGAAUCGCCAAUACUGCUCUGGCAUGUACAGUCGGACGACAUGGGGCGGACCCGUCGACCCCUUCAUUCUCGUCAAGUUCCUCCAUUCCAAGGCGCCGGAAAAGACGGACCCGAUCGCGAGCUUGCUCAUCUUUGAGUGGAAGGACAAGGACCUGGUCGGACGGCCAGAUCCCAACUACCCAGGGCUGCGGCGACUUGAGCUCUGCCGCGACGAGUCCGUCAAGCAGGGCCACUGCAACGCAACCGACAUUGGAAAGUUCAUCACGACGCCCAACGCCACCGACCACUCCAACGCAUUGAUCGUGUCCAAGGCCAUCCACCUCGAGGACCCGAAGCCGAUCCACUACUCGAUCAAGAAGACCGGCUACUACUGCGUCGUGACAGACAGCUUCUCCGCCGAACGGUACAAUGCAGUCACCGAGUUCAGAAAUGCGUAUGGCGAACUGCCUGCGACGCAGAUCCCGAAAAUGCCCUUUUACGGCGGCAUGUCGAUUCUAUACGCCGUGGUGGUUGUCUUUUGGAGCUUCCUCUACUAUCAGCACCGCCAUGACAUAUUGGCGGUCCAAAAUUAUAUUACGGCCAUUUUGAUCUUCCUCGUCGUUGAAAUGCUCAUGACUUGGGGCUUCUACGACUACCAAAACAACCAUGGCUCGAAUGUUGGCUCCAAGGUGCUGCUCAUCAUUGUCGGCAUUCUCAACGCUGCGCGAAACUCGUUUUCGUUCUUCCUAUUGCUCAUUGUGUGCAUGGGCUACGGCGUGGUCAAGCCGACGCUGGGUCGUACCAUGAUCUAUGUGCGAUGGCUGGCCGCCGCUCACUUUGUGUUUGGACUUGUAUACUCCAUCACAAGUCUCGUUGUUUCGCCAGAAAGCGCAGGGCCGUUUGUGUUGCUCAUCGUUCUCCCGCUGGCCGGCACCUUGACCGCGUUCUAUGUGUGGACCCUCAACUCGCUGAACCUCACGCUCAAGGACUUGAGGGAGCGCAAGCAGCAUGCCAAGGAAGCCAUGUACAAGAAGCUCUGGUGGGCCAUUCUCAUCAGCAUCAUGGUCAUUUUCGGCUUCUUCUUCUUCAACAGCUUUACCUUUGCCUCCGUCAGCGAUCCUGAUUUCGUUCCGUUUCAUUGGAAGACUAGAUGGUUCGUCCUCGAUGGCUGGCUGAACAUUGUCUACUUUGCCGACGUCGCCUGGGUCGCCUACGUCUGGCGGCCCACGGCGAACAACCGUCGCUUCGCCAUGAGUGACGAGAUCGCCCAGGACGACGACGGCAACUUUGAGAUUGGCGACAUUGGUGUCCCCGACGGCUUCGACGACGACGAUGAAGAGGCCCAGAUCGGCAAGGACCAAGCGCACCCGCCACCCGUGACGGGCAUCACGGCUCCCACCACAGCGGGGCCGGCGCAGGCCGCGCAGAGCGGCCCGCAAAGGGACCAGGGGCGUAGCAUACCGCGGGACUCGAUUGACGGGGAGACGAUAUUCGCGGUGGGCGAGGAUGGAGACAGGUUCUCCGACGAUGGGAGCGACGAGGAGGAUGCCAAGCUGGUAAAGUCGAAAUGA
Purpureocillium lilacinum is the source of this 1635-nucleotide messenger RNA. RefSeq lists its product as uncharacterized. Lineage: Eukaryota; Fungi; Ascomycota; Sordariomycetes; Hypocreales; Ophiocordycipitaceae. The record is from RefSeq and is a predicted model, not a curated record. Gene Ontology annotation, biological process: retrograde transport, endosome to Golgi. Gene Ontology annotation, cellular component: Golgi apparatus; membrane.